AAAAGUAGUGGUAUUUGAUUGGUCCAUCGUAAGCGAUUUCCUUUCCGGGAAGAUUGCAGGGUGUCGAGAAUGGCAGAACGUGGGGAUAAGGAAGCUUUUGUGACCUUGGCGACAAAUGACACAUAUGCUUUAGGAUGUCUCGUCCUUGGAAAUUCUCUUCGACAAAGGGCAAAAACUACUCGCAAGCUAGUUGUCAUGGUUACACAAGGAGUCUCACAGUCAAUGAGGAACCAGUUAUCCCGAGUUUUUGAUAUGAUUUACGAUGUAAACCUCCUGGAUAGUAGAGACUCUGCGAACCUUCAGUUACUAGGCCGACCUGACCUUAGCGUGACCUUCACAAAGCUUCACUGCUGGCGACUUACAAUGUUUGAGAAAGCUGUAUUUUUAGAUGCAGACACACUGAUCUUGCAGAAUGUGGAUGAACUUUUUGACAGAGAGGAACUGUCCGCUGCUCCGGACGCUGGCUGGCCUGACUGCUUCAACUCCGGAGUUUUUGUCUUUCGUCCAUCAGAAGAAACUUACAAUUCACUCAUUAAGUUUGCCAUGUCCCAAGGAAGUUUUGAUGGUGGAGAUCAAGGACUGCUGAACAUGUACUUUAGAGAUUGGGCAACAAAAGAUAUAGCUAGACAUCUUCCAUUUAUCUACAAUGUUGUAUCUCAGGCAUUUUACAGCUAUCUUCCAGCUUUCACACAGUUCAAGGACUCUGUAAAAAUAGUUCAUUUUAUUGGUGCCACAAAGCCUUGGCAUCACCCCUACAAUACUGCCACAAAGGAGGUCACGCCCCUUCCAGAAACUGGACACAACAAAGACUAUCUACAAAUAUGGUGGGAUAUCUUCAUGACCUUUGUUCAGCCCACUUUAGACCCAUCACUUACCUCUACCUUAAUGUCAAGUCAUAUAGAAGCAAAUCCACUGCAAGGCAUUGAACCACCCAAAGCUACAGUCCCCAUUAUAUAUCCAUAUAAACCUCCAGAUAUUGAGGAUGUUUCUUACCAUUCCAAAGCACAAGACUCUUCCGCACCCUCUGAAAAUCCCUCUGAAGUGAAAGAAAUCCCCGUGAUAACCCGAAUUUACUCUAGUCUGGAGUCCCAUUAUGCAGAGGAACCAAUUUCUGUGUACAAUCAAGAAAAUAGGGCAGCUGCUAAAGUUCUGGAGGUUCCUCAAGUUGUGAAAACAUGGGCAGCAGUCAAUGAAAUAAAAAAGGAAAUAAAUAAUCCUACAGUUAAAUCUGAACCAGGUUGUGUUCAUGAACAAGGAGUUCAAAAUAGUGAACUGAACAUUGGUGAAGUAAGCCCAGAUAUAACAUCUGAAGAAUCCAAUUCUUCAGAAAAAGAAAUCAACAAAGAUAGUGGUGCUAGUGGUUAUACUAAAAAUAUAGAGUCCACAGAGGAAGGUGAGGGUGGGUUGAUAGGUGAACUUGCCUCUCUGUCCAUAGAGUCAAAAGGAACCUGUGGGGGCUCCCAGGCCCAUCUGAGUGAACAGGAGCGAAAACUGAACUGGGAACGUGGCCAGGUGGAUUAUCUAGGUGCUGACAAGUUUGACAACAUUGAAAAGAAGCUGAACCAGUCCAUGGAAGGCCCUGCGGAUGACAGCAAAGCCUUCACUAGUCCAUUUAGCAGUAUCUCAGUCACCAGCAAAGCUGUCAAGCCAAAAGAAGAACCUAAAGAAUAGUUUUGUUCAAAUGGAAGUGCUCUACAAGAAAUUACAAUUAUAAAUUGUUAAGUGAAGGCACAUUUACAUGUUAUGUAUGCUGAUGAAUGUGGAAUGUAUUUACAUUGACAGUAUUACAACAUACAGUUAAUUUCAACAAAUUCAGUUAAUAAAAGAUGUAAAGUGGGAAAAAAUAUACUUCCCACCUUUCUAUUCAAAAGAAAUAUAGUCCAGUCUUUAAAUUAACUUCCACACCUUUUUCCCCCAAAAGCAAUACAGUCAAAUCUUGAUAUCUCAGAUAUUGGAGGGAGUGACAAAUUUGAACUAUAUAAGAAUUCAAACUGAAGAGGCUUUGUCAUCAGUUCACUUUGACAUAUCCCUGGUAUUCAUCAUAUCAAAGUUUGAGGAACCAGAAUUGAACUGUAUGUUGAAAUAUUCACAAAUGUAAUUCAUUUUAUAAUGAACAAAGAAAUUUUAGAUAUUCCUGGAGGUACCAUUUAAGCUUUACUUUAAUUAAUUGAAACAUCUACCUCCAUAUAUUGUCAGAGUUAAUAGUACAGUAAAACUUGUCCAAUCUGGACAUUACUGCUUCUAUAGAAAUUUGCCAGAUUAGACAAUGUAUUUUUUAAAAAUUGAGUUAACUGAAAGGGACUUAAGUUUUAAUCUUAAUAGGCAAGAUUUGGAAUACACAAUAUCUGGAUCAGACAAGUUUUACUGUAUUCCUGGACAGUUAUCUCUGUUCAAGUACUGACUCUGCUCAGAAAUACCCUUUCAAUAGUAUAUUUACAUGAACAUUACAGUUAGAAUAUUGUAAUUCUGACAUAUAUACAUAGUAGAUUAUUAACUUCUAGAUUUCUGGGAUAAGGAAGAAUACAUGAGAAUUACAAGUCAGAUGAUGCCUGAGUGGUCAUAUGAUCUUUAGAUGUUAGAGUGAUCUUGUGACCUUCAUUUCUUUAGUGGUCAUGUGACAUAUGAUGUGGGGUGUGUAGAUGACCUCGAAUGGCUUUGUUAUUAAGAUUUGUUAUUACUGGAGUUGUUAUUAUUUAACAAAUUAUUGAUGCAUUGUUAUUGAAUGUCCUAAAGGCUUUAAUGAAUAUCAGCAUGAUCUUUUUCUGUUACAUGUAUUUAUGGGUGCUUGUUUGAAUUGUUAAGAUGAAAGCUGUUCCUUUAUUGCUGAUCAGAAUGCAGCUCAGUUUGCCUUGUUUUUGAACUACAAAAGGGGAUUUUAUGGAUUUUUGUAAAAUUUAUUUUAAGUCCAAUAUCAGGUUUUAAAUUGUAGUUUGUACGAUAUUGCAAGAAAUGCAUGCAAGGGCUUAUUUAGCAGUGGCAGUCAAGUUACAAACAGUUUACCAGUAUUUAAUAGCAUUUCAAAAAAUAAUAGUAGUAAUAACAUGAAUUUAACAGUAUUCUUAUUGCCACGUAAGGUUUAAAUGUGUGAUCCUCACAGCAGUUUCUGAAGUAAAGUACAAAUUGCCAGCCAUUUCAGUAUAGAUCACAUUCCAUCCAGAAUUUGUGAUAAUUUUGUGCAAUAUGUUAAGGGGAAGUAAUCCUACUUAUCGUGGCUGUGCCACUGUCUGCUUGUUUCGCUGAACCUGUUAUAUAGUAGAAAAGACUAAAAACAGAUAGGAUUAUCAAAUAAACAACAUAAAUUUGGCAGCUUCAACUUUUCAUAUAGUGACUUUUUUUCCUGCCUCUGCUGCUUGUUGGUUGAUUACUAUUUUAUUUAAGUAUUGAUGUAUUUACUCUUUAAGUAUAUCUUAAAGUUUGUGAAAAAAAGCCAAAAUUCUUGGAAGUUUCUCUCAUUUUAAAAUAAAUCCAUUCUAAAUGGUGUUUAAAUAUUAAUGGAAUAAGUAAAUAAGAAAAUCUUAUUAUUAAAGUAUAUUUGCUUUAUUACUUCCAGUAAUUAGUAGUGGAUGCUUUACAACACUUAAUUAAUCCUUUUAUUAUGAUUUUUUGGGUUGAUUACAUUGUUAAGUAUACUAGCUUCACAUAUCUGAUAAAAAAUAUUUGUCCAUGCUGAUGCAAUUCUAUCACUGAAACUUCUUUCAUUAUGGAGGAUAAAAUGACAGUAUAGGUUGAUUACAAAAAAAAAACAAAUAUGGUAAACAAAUAAAAUGCAUAAAUUCCUCCUCAUUUCGUCCUGAAUGGUGAUCAGUGUUUUUGGUUGUAUCUAUAAUCCGUAAGAGGUUGAUCAGUGUUGGACUCGAUAUCUCAGUUACGCCUAUUUUCUAUGCAAGUAGGACUUGAUUAUAUUUUAUAAUGCCCUUCAGUUGUCUUCCUAUCAUUCAAUAAUUUUACCAUGUAAUAAAGCAUCAGCAUAUUUCUUUUGAGACUGAUGCAGAAAAAUUAGUAUUUUGACUAGUCAAAUUCCACCUCAAAAAUGUUGGCAUUAUAAUUAAGUGUUCAGCAUAAAAUAUACUAUCUCGUGUGCUUCACUUUACCUCAGAUUUAUAAGCAUAUUGCAGCCCUGUACUCUUCAGUAAACAGUUUGCUUUAAGUGACAUUAUUUGUCGCCAGUCAUUUCAUAAAGAAUUUUCAUUUAGUGUUUUUUCUUUUGCAACAUUAGUCUAUUAUUGCCACACAUAUCUACACCUUUUGUUUAUAAUAAGGAACAUACACGGAACAGAUCUCUGUGUGUCCUAUCACCAAUAGAAAGUUCCAUUAUGUUGAUCUAAGAGUCAUUUUGCUUGAUAUGCUGACCCCAAGUUAUUUUGCCUAAAAAUAUAUCAAGUGCUGGAUUUUGUUGCCUUUCGUAUAUUGGUAGCUUGGUAGUGUGAUAUUGUUCAAAGCUUUCAGAUUUUCAUAGUUCUACAGGAUUGAGAUGUCGUAUUUAUUUAGUGAUUGAUGAAGUCAAGUUUUGUGCAGUAAAGAGGUUUUUUUCUUCAAGAUAAUGAAAAGAAAAUUCACAAAGGUUGCAAGAAAUGACUGUUGGAAUAGUAUUGUGUGUAAUAUGUAUUUAUGCACUGCAGUACUAAGUGGCUUUGAAAUACUGGUAUCAGUAGUGUUUAUUGAUUUGUUAAUACUUAACUACAUGUAUGUUUAAGUUCUCUGAAUAUUUCCUCCUUUAUUUCUUAGGAAAUCUGAUCACUGGGUUACAUAUUUUUUUUCUACAAUGAUGCACCAUUAAUACACUUACAUGUAUAAACAAAUCAAGAAACAAUUUUAUAAUUCUGUGUAUUGGGCAGUGCAAGAAAACAAAAUUAACACAUCUACAGGUACAAAUUUAGUAAGAUUAAUUUGAUAAAGGGUGAAAGAUCUCUUCCUGUCUUUGGAGCUUACAUUUGUUUUGAUUUUGCCACUUUGGGAAUUAAAUCGUACAUUUGUGGAUUUUGAUUUUGAUUUCCUAGCCCUAUUCAUGAUACCUGUUUGAAGAGUUUAAUGACAAGCAUCAAUUUAAUCACAUUAAUAUUAGCUGUUACAAGAAUAUAACUAUUUAUCCCAAUAUUAUACACUAUGAACAUGUAGAUUUUCUGAUGUAUAGCCAUAAUAUAUUUACCCUGUUUAAUUAUCUUGUGGAAUGGCUUUGAUAAAAGCACUCUGGGUUACUUUAUAACAAAACACAAGGAUUUUUUUUUUAAUUUUCAAGUCCCUAAUCCUUAGACUAGAUAAUCUUGAUGUGCCAUUUCAAAUGUUUUAUGUAACAAAGUAAGUGUAAGCUUUUGGUGCUAUGGAUCCCAUUACCAAGAUUACUGUAUAAAUCAUGCAGGUUGAUUGUGUACUUGUAUUAUUUUUAGAAGCAUAAUAAAUACUGAUAUUAGUAUAUGCUGCUUGAAGAUAUUUUUUUCUCUCUCAGUUUUGGACAGAAAGUUAAACUUCAAUUGUCUUGAAAUCCUAAAUAUUUUAUGAUCAUGUUGUUGUUUGUUUAUUAACAAGUUAUGUUAAUUACUGAAAAAAUCUACAUUUACUUGUAUAUCAAUUCAAAACAGUUGUUACCAUGGGAAUGUUUUGUUGAACAAUUCAAAAAAUAAAGAAUCCACAUGCUGAAAGCUUGAAA
Saccostrea echinata is the source of this 5644-nucleotide messenger RNA. Its product is annotated as glycogenin-1-like. Gene Ontology annotation, cellular component: cytoplasm. Bases 70 to 1671 code for a protein of 533 amino acids. NCBI's taxonomy places the organism in Eukaryota, Metazoa, Mollusca, Bivalvia, Ostreida, Ostreidae. The transcript has 8 exons. The record is from RefSeq and is a predicted model, not a curated record. Gene Ontology annotation, molecular function: glycosyltransferase activity.